This is a messenger RNA of Aspergillus novofumigatus IBT 16806, 645 nucleotides long. RefSeq lists its product as uncharacterized. Gene Ontology annotation, molecular function: ATP binding; ATP-dependent chromatin remodeler activity. The transcript has a single exon. Lineage: Eukaryota; Fungi; Ascomycota; Eurotiomycetes; Eurotiales; Aspergillaceae. The record is from RefSeq and is a predicted model, not a curated record. The coding region runs from base 1 to 645 and encodes 214 amino acids.
AUGUUUUUAAUCUCCCAAGAUCGCCGUGAAAUCUUCAUCACAGAAGGUGCCAACAGAAGCACAUUCCAUAUCCUCCUCCCGAUUCAUUCAGGAAAGAGUGGCUUAAAGGCUCGGGUCCGCGCGGUUGGCGGGCCUCUGCCCCGUGGUGCGCCCCCAGCCUCCGCGCCUGCUCGGCCUCCGUCUCCGACCCACCUGUCCGGAUGGUUUGGCCGCGUGGUCUGCGACGAAGGCCACGCAGCCAAGACCAUCCGGACGCGGGUUCGCCAGUCAGUCGCGCGUCUGGAGGCUGAGCAUGUGUGGUUCUUCACAGCGACCCCAUUGUACAAUCAAGCCUUCAAUCUCUGCGGGUAUUUGGCCAUCUUCUACUCAGGCCUCCGGCGCGCCGGAGUCAUGCAAGAGGGAGGUGACAACAGCAAGGUCAACUGGUUCCCUGAAUACAAACAACUUGCAGAUCAGGCCAUGCUACCCAGCCGCUCCCCGGACGACGGCGUUGGUAUGUUCACCGAAACCAUAAUCUGGGUGGCGUUAGAGAAGGCAGUGGCGAGUCGACAUGCAGCAAUGAAGACCUUACUCGAUCAUAUGGAAAACAAAGCCGGCAACGGAUGUGUACCCAUCGUCACCCCGCCUCGUCAUUCAUUGCCAUGA